Messenger RNA from Oncorhynchus masou masou (cherry salmon), 3262 nucleotides. It is a transcript of the gene mak, whose product is annotated as male germ cell-associated kinase. Gene Ontology annotation, biological process: intracellular signal transduction; cilium assembly; intraciliary transport. The record is from RefSeq and is a predicted model, not a curated record. The transcript is spliced from 15 exons. Gene Ontology annotation, molecular function: ATP binding; protein serine/threonine kinase activity. NCBI's taxonomy places the organism in Eukaryota, Metazoa, Chordata, Actinopteri, Salmoniformes, Salmonidae. The coding region runs from base 479 to 2431 and encodes 650 amino acids. Gene Ontology annotation, cellular component: nucleus; cytoplasm; cilium.
CAAAUAUAGAAGCCUGUGGUUUCGUCGGCCCCUGGUUAGCCUUGGUGGUAGGCCUCGACUCUGAAGACACACUCAGGCACGCGACAAUAAGUCCCACAAACCAUUGCGUUUCCACCUGACAUCGUUGGUCUGUGUACGUUGCCAAGGAGAAGCGCCACACACCUUAUCCGAACACUAAGGACGCCACUUGCAUUUUAUCUCAAGAAACUUCAGCGCUAUCUACAAGCUCAGAAAACAGUGGGAGGAACAACACCCUAAAAUGAUAUGCCAGCAUCAGGAAGGAGUGUAACAUUUGGCUGACCUCCAGUGUGGCGAUCAGGAGAGAGCAAUGGCACCGUUCCUGUGUGACCUGUUGUGAAUCCCACCAAUGAAGAACAUCACAUAUUGACAUAGUGAGCGAGAAAGAGAGGACUGGUAGAACUAUCAUUUAGCAGAGAGAAGCACCCUGCAACUCCCCCAAGCUGAUGAUUCUGAGACAAUGAAUCGCUACACGCAGCUGAAGCAGUUGGGAGAUGGCACUUAUGGCAGCGUGCUGAUGGGGAAAAGCAACGAGUCGGGAGAACUGGUGGCCAUCAAGAGAAUGAAGAGGAAGUUUUAUUCGUGGGAAGAGUGCAUGAAUCUGAGAGAAGUAAAGUCCCUGAAGAAGCUGAAUCAUGCCAACGUGGUGAAGUUAAAGGAAGUCAUCAGAGAAAACGACCAUCUGUACUUUGUCUUUGAAUACAUGAAAGAAAAUCUCUAUCAGCUCAUGAAGGACAGAAAUAAAUUGUUCCCUGAAUCAGCGAUCAGAAACAUAAGCUUUCAGAUAUUACAAGGCCUAUCAUUUAUCCAUAAACAUGGAUUCUUCCACCGGGAUAUGAAACCUGAAAACCUGCUCUGCAUGGGCCCAGAGCUAGUCAAGAUAGCCGACUUUGGAUUGGCCAGAGAGAUCCGCUCCCGCCCCCCAUACACGGACUACGUGUCCACAAGAUGGUAUCGUGCCCCAGAGGUGCUGCUCAGGUCGUCCAUCUACAGCUCUCCCAUAGACAUGUGGGCAGUGGGCUGCAUCAUGGCUGAGCUCUACACACUUAGGCCUCUAUUCCCCGGGAACAGCGAGGUGGACGAGAUCUUCAAGAUCUGCCAGGUUCUGGGGACAGUCAAGAAGUCUGACUGGCCAGAGGGAUACCAGCUGGCCUCGGCCAUGAACUUCCGCUUCCCUCAGUGUGUGCCCACCCACCUGAAGACCCUCAUCCCCAAUGCCAGCACGGAGGCCAUCACCCUGAUGAAGGACCUGCUCAUGUGGGACCCUAAGAAAAGACCCACGGCCGUGCAGGCUCUGCGGUACCCUUACUUCCAGGUGGGUCAGGUGUUGGGGCCUCGGCCCGGGAGUGAGAUACGCAAGGCCACGGUGAGGACUCAAUCCCGAGGCUCAUCAGAGCCCAAAGGUGAGCUGCAGUCCUCUUCAGGAGACUCCUCUGCCCGGACGUCUCAGGGCAACCACCCCAAAGAUUCCAGCAGACACCAACAGCCACUCCAGCAGACAGACCAUCAGAUUGACCAGACAUCUCCACAUGACCAAGUCAUUAACUCCAACACGAAGCCAUCUGUCGUGGUGGGGACUGGGAGUGAGAACAGUGCAGCGGUGGGUGUGAAGAGCGGGCGGAGGCGCUGGGGCCAGACAGUGGUAAAGGCAACAGAGAGCUGGGAUGAGUCAGAACCUUCUGAAACCUCUGUGUCCCACUCCAAGAAACCCAGCCUUGGAUCAGAGGAGGAGAAGGGCCCUAAGGACCAUAGUAAUGCGCAAUCCAAAGAGCAAAAACCGAUAUACUCCUUCAGCACUGUUACUAAGUUACCAAGCAAUAUUAAGAAAGGCCAAAUGGACUCCAGUCUCCCGGGCUCCUCAGCAAGACAACAUUACCUUAGUCAAUCAAGAUAUCUGCCUGGGUUAAUCGGCAAGAACUCUGUAGACAAGGAGCCCAGUGGGCCGACACUCAGAGAUCUGUGGGACAACUCCACCAAUGUCAACAGUAAACCCCUCGGCCCCAUUGGAGCUGGUUUGUCUGUCACCAGAGUCAACGCAGGAAACUUUGUCAGUACAAAGUACAAUCUGUCUGGAGGUUAUGUUCCCUCCUUUCAGAAGAAAGAGGUUGGCUCUGUGGGUCAAAGGAUCCAGCUUGCUCCUCUUGCCGGCCAGCACACAAUUGAUCUUGCUACUCCUGAUAACAAAAAUGUCAAACCAAAACCUUCAAAGACAAAGUCCACUUCCACCACGCCCAUGAGUGAAAACACUGAAGAUUACGAUGGCUGGAAAAGGAGGACGGACAAGCCUCAAAUGAAAGGCCAGGACUACUCUGCCCUGGGGAAAACCUCUGGCAACCUUCUGACUAGAGGUCCACCUGUACAGCCAGUCCAUGGGAGGGUAGACUGGGCAUCCAAGUAUGGAGGCAAUCGGUAGUGCAUCAAGAGAUAAUAUUAAACCAACUCACAGGUUUAGCCAGUCUUUGCGCUAAGGAAAACCUUUUGUUGCUCUGCUCUGAAUUUUACUACCCUCAGUGAAUGUACUUCUGAAAGACCUCCAAUAUAUUAUUACAACUAAGUAGCACAUGUACUGGGAUGUUCAAGGAGAUAUAUACAUGUUUGUUUUAUACUGGCAUCAUUGGGUGAUGUAUGAAGGAAAGACAAACGCCAGGAGGCCCGAUCCCUGUAACUUCAACAGAAGACCCGCCGUCAUCUAUCGCAGUGUUUUCUAACUUCAGUCCUUCAGUAACCUCAACAGUACAUACUGUUGUUGUAGCCCCGGACAAAAAUACCUGAUUCAACUUGAAUCAGGUGUGCUAGUCUUGGGCCACAACAAAUAUGUACUUGAGGACCAGAGUUGGGAAACACUGAUCUACUGUAUGGUAAUUGAUGAUAGGGCUACUCUAAAGUAUCCCUCAAAGAUAACCAUGUCCUGAAGCCCAUUGGGUGUUGUCUGGAUUGAGUCUGAUGCCGAAAAAUGACAUUCGUCUUACAAUCGGUUUUAUGAUACGAUUAGAACCAAUAAUGGUGGAUUUUGUAUUUUAGAUUUUUAUAAUGUAGUUAUGUUUAUUUUUUAACUUUUGUUUACAUUACUCAACUCCAAUGAAAUUAUAUAAGGAAAUGUUUCCUAUCAAUCAUUGUAAUCUCUUGGAUAGCCACUUACUGUAUCAGUGGCUAAAGAAGUGUUGACUUCAGUUAUGUAUUAUGACAAUCUACGCUUAAGAUGCAGCUAUUAAACACUGGCCAUUUUUUAAAACCUUUUACACAA